Molecule: messenger RNA, 322 nt
Organism: Amphimedon queenslandica
Lineage: Eukaryota; Metazoa; Porifera; Demospongiae; Haplosclerida; Niphatidae
Product: major vault protein-like
Exons: 3
Coding region: 72-317 (81 amino acids)
Cellular component (GO): cytoplasm; nucleus
Source: RefSeq, a predicted model, not a curated record
UUAUAUAAUUGUAUUCUGUGUAGGUGAUCACUAAUAUUGAUAUUCAAAGUAUUGAACCAAUUGAUCAUCAUAUGAGAGACUCUUUAUCUAAAUCUGUUCAAAUGGCAAUUGAGAUAUCUACCAAGUCAAUAGAGAGGUCAGCACAGCAUGAGGCACAGAGAACUGAACAAAAAGCAAAAGGAGAACUAGAGAGACAAAAACUACAAAAUGAAAAGGAGGCAGAGGAGGCAAGGAAGGAGUUGUUAGAGUUACAAGCAGUAGCAGCUGCUGUUGAGAGCACUGGACAAGCUAAAGCAGAAGCACAAGUAAUAAGAUAAUAACA